Molecule: messenger RNA, 1530 nt
Organism: Onychostoma macrolepis
Lineage: Eukaryota; Metazoa; Chordata; Actinopteri; Cypriniformes; Cyprinidae
Product: tripartite motif-containing protein 16-like
Exons: 6
Coding region: 98-1528 (476 amino acids)
Molecular function (GO): protein binding; zinc ion binding
Source: RefSeq, a predicted model, not a curated record
AAUGUGAAUGUGUGAGAUGUAGGUUUAGGUGUAGGGUUAGGGUAAGGGGAUAGGAAAUACAGUUUCUAUUACAGGCUGCUGGGAUCAGGAGGAUCAGAUGAGAGUCUACAGCUGCCCUCAGUGCAGACAGACCUUCAGUCCAAGACCUGCUUUAGCUAGAAACACCAUGCUGGCUGAAGUGGUGGAGAAACUGAAGAAGACCAAACUCUCUGCUGACUGUGACGCUGGAGCUGGAGAUGUGCAGUGUGACGUCUGUACUGGAAGAAAAUACAAAGCUGUCAAGUCCUGUCUGAUGUGUCUGGAAUCUUACUGUCAAACUCAUUUUGAGCGUCAUGAGGAAUUUCAUUCACGUAAGCCACACAAUUUGACUGAAGCCACUGGACGACUGCAGGAGAUGAUCUGCCAGAAACAUGAGAAGAUCCUCGAGGUUUUCUGUCGCACUGAUCAGAAAUGUAUAUGCAUGCUGUGUACGAUGGAUGAACAUAAAAACCACAACAUUAUAUCAGCUGCAGCACAGAGGACAGAGAAACAGAAGCAGCUGAAGGCGACACAGAAGACGUUCCAGCAGAGAAUGAAAGAUCUUCAGCAGCUGAGAGAGGCUGUGGAGUCUCAUAAGCGCUCUGCACAGACAGCAGUGGAGGACAGUGAGAGGAUCUUUACUGAGUUCAUCCGCUCCAUCAGAGAUCAGGAAAAGCAAGAAGUGAGUCGAGCUGAAGGAGGACUGGAGCAGGAGAUCAAUGAUCUGAGGAGGAGAGACGCUGAGCUGGAGCAGCUUUCACACACACAGGAUCACAUCCCGUUCCUGCAGAGUAUCAAGUCUCUAUCUGCUCCUCCUGAAUCUACAGACGUAAAUGUCAGUCCCUUCAGUUCUCUCGUCUCUUCUGAUGAUCUGAGAGAAUCUGUCCAUCAGCUGAGAGACAAACUGGAGGAUUUCUGCAAAGAGGAGCUCAAGAAGAUCUCAUCACAUUCACCAACAUUGUUCUCAGGACCAGGAACGACUUCCUACAAUCAUCAGCUUACUCUGGAUCUGAACACAGUGAACAAACACAUCCUUCUAUCUGAGAACAACAGCAUGAUUACUCGCACUAACACAGAUCAGCCGUAUCCUGAUCAUCCAGACAGAUUUGAUUAUUAUGCUCAGGUGUUGUGUAAAGAGAGUGUGUGUGGACGCUGUUACUGGGAGAUUGAGUGGAGAGGAGAUAGUGGUGUGCGUAUAUCAGUCUCAUAUAAGAGCAUCAGCAGGAAGGGACGGGGCAAUAUGUGUUUGUUUGGAUCUAAUGAUCAGUCCUGGAGUUUGAUCUGCUCUCCCUCCAGAUACUCAUUCAGACACAAUAAGAUAGAGACUGAUCUCCCUGUGGAGCCCAUCAUCAGUAGAAUAGUAGUGUUUGUGGAUCACGGUGCUGGAACUCUGUCCUUCUACAGCGUCUCUGACACAAUGAACCUCAUCCACACAGUCCAGACCACAUUCACUCAGCCGCUCUAUCCUGGGUUUUGGGUUGGUUCUGGAUCAUCAGUGAAACUGUGUUGAUG